Molecule: messenger RNA, 1053 nt
Organism: Parasteatoda tepidariorum (common house spider)
Lineage: Eukaryota; Metazoa; Arthropoda; Arachnida; Araneae; Theridiidae
Product: pancreatic lipase-related protein 2
Biological process (GO): lipid catabolic process
Molecular function (GO): lipase activity
Source: RefSeq, a predicted model, not a curated record
CAUAAUAAUUUGAAGCUACGUUGAAUCAAGAACGUGUAUUCAGGAUAAUUUUUCAGGGGAAAAAGACGCUGUUGCCUGAAUAGAAGAGACAUAAAUAAAGCAGUCGCUUUAUUAAAAAUAAGAUUAAAUUUUUGGACCUAUCAGAGAUAUAGAAUGAUUGAUCAUCUAUGUAAAAUAUGUCUUUUUUUGCUGGUUUCACGUGGUCAUGCUUACGAUUUUUUCACUGGGCUUCUGAAGGAAGCAAACGGUUGUUUUGAAAAUGUCCAUUACGAAGGGUGCAAUACUUCUAUAGCUGAGGCCUACACGGCAAAAACGGAACAAAUAGGAGACAAUCCGCCAGAGACGAUAUUUGUUCUUUUCACGCCAAAAAACUCCGAAAAAGCUGAACCAUUGCACAAAUGUGGUGGCGAAUUGCCUGAUGACAGUGAUUUUGAUCCAGAAGCCGAUACAGUUCUUGUUGCGCAUGGUUGGUUGGAUGGGAUCUGUAGAACAGCUUGGCAGAGAGAAAUAAAAACGCAACUUUUUAUAAGAGGAAAGUACAAUGUUGUUCUCGUCGACUGGACAUGGGGCAACACACCAGAUCUAGCAGCAGCGGCUCAGAACUCUCUCGUCGCAGGCGAACAAGCAGCUUUUGUUAUUCAAAAUAUCAUGAAUAGAACUGGUAUAAAAGGAGACAAGUUUCAUCUCAUUGGCCACAGUUACGGUUCGUAUUUAGUGGGUAUGGCAGCAAAAGUCAUCAGAGAUCAAAAUGAAGAAAACAUAGUUCGAAGGUUGACUUUUCUAGAUCCAGGAGCGGUUCCUGCCUCCAAAGAAGAUAUUAAUAAUGGAAAACUAUCAUAUAAAAAUGCCAAAUUUGUGGACGUUAUUCAUACCGGCGGAGGAGAAUGUUUUCCUGUUCUUAAUUUAGGAAUAAUUAACCCUAUUGGUCAUGUGGACUUUUAUCCCAAUGGUGGAAGAAUUCAACCAGCUUGUUUAGAAUAUGGUAUUUCCACACUUUUAAGAUUAGAUGUGUAUUACGCCAAGAGACACAAAACCAUACAGCAAAUUGUUUGA